This is a messenger RNA of Enterobius vermicularis (human pinworm), 3153 nucleotides long. Lineage: Eukaryota; Metazoa; Nematoda; Chromadorea; Rhabditida; Oxyuridae. The record is from the annotation of a GenBank genome assembly.
AUGGCUGUUGAAGAAGCUGCAAAUGAAGUGAAAAAGAAGACAGCGGUCCAACUGAAGAAGGAGGCUGCAAAAGCUGAAAAAUUAGCAAAAUUUCGUGAGAAAGAAAAAAGAAUGGCAGAGAAAAAAUUACAAAUGGCUAACAAAGCUGGAGAGAAAGAAAUUCGCAAACCUAAAAAAGAUGUAAUAGAAUACACAUUCAAUACACCGAAAGGAGCAAAAAAAGAUGUCUCGCAUGAAAUGCCAAACGCAUACAGUCCGAGGUAUGUUGAAGCAGCUUGGUAUGAGUGGUGGGAAAAUGAAGGUUUCUUCAAACCAGAAUAUGGCGGUCGAGAUAUAAGUAAACCGAAUGAGAAGGGUCAUUUUACUGUAGUGAUCCCACCUCCUAACGUUACUGGCACCCUACACUUGGGACAUGCUUUGGCAACCUCUGUUGAAGAUGUUAUCUGCAGAUGGCAUCGAAUGAAGGGCGAGACGGUAUUGUUUAAUCCUGGUUGCGAUCAUGCAGGGAUUGCCACACAGGUGGUAGUAGAAAAGAGACUGAAGAAGGAAAAAGGUUUAAGCAGGCACGAUUUAGGGCGAGAAAAGUUUGUAGAAGAAGUCUGGAAAUGGAAGAAUGAAAAAGGUAUGGCGAUAUACGACCAAAUUCGUAAAAUGGGGGCAGGUGUUGAUUGGGAUAGAGCAUGUUUUAUGAUGGACCCUAAAAUAAUGCGCGCCGUUGCUCAUGCCUUUAUAAUGAUGCACGACAACGGUGUUAUUUAUCGGAGCAACAGGCUUGUAAACUGGUCUUGUACACUGCGCUCAGCCAUAUCUGACAUUGAAGUAGAUAAAAUAGAGCUUACGGGCAGGACACUACUUUCAGUACCUGGUUACAAAAACAAGGUCGAAUUUGGCGUUCUUGUCUCUUUUGCCUAUCCAGUUGAAGACUCAGAUGAGGAAGUCGUUGUCGCCACCACUCGUGUUGAAACAAUGCUUGGUGACACAGCUAUUGCUGUACAUCCAGAUGAUGACAGAUACCAGCAUCUUAUUGGAAAGUAUUGUAAGCAUCCUUUCCUUGAUCGGAGACUGCUCAUCGUGGCUGACUCUUUUGUAGAAAAAGAAUUUGGAACAGGGGCUGUGAAGAUUACUCCUGCGCAUGAUCACAAUGAUUACGAAGUUGGUCUUCGUCACAACCUUCCUUUUAUAACAAUUUUCACAGAUGACGGCAUUAUGAAUGACAAGUGUGGCCAGUUUAAAGGUUUGAAAAGGUUUGAAGCUCGGGAGGCCGUUCUUGAAGCACUAAAAAAAGCAGGUUAUUAUAGGAGCACGAAAGACAACGCGAUGAUUGUUCCUAUUUGCAGUCGGUCAAAAGACAUUAUUGAACCCAUUAUGAAGGCGCAGUGGUAUGUAAAGUGUAACGUUAUGGCUGAAAGAGCGAAGAAAGCCGUAGAAAGUGGUGAUUUGAAAAUUAUUCCUGAUUUUCAUGUCGCAACUUGGUAUAGAUGGCUUCAAGGAAGCAGGGACUGGUGUAUCUCUCGCCAGUUAUGGUGGGGUCAUCGUAUUCCAGCGUACUUCGUCACGGUAGAUGACCCGUCAAUACCUCCAGGAGAUUCUGACAAUGAUGACUACUGGGUUAGUGCACAUGAUGAAGAAGAAGCCAUUAGUAAAGCUGCGGCCAAAUUUAAGGUGUCGAAGGAAAAGGUUACAGUGAAAUGGGAUGAGGAUGUUCUUGACACGUGGUUUUCAUCGGGAAUGUGGCCCUUUACUAUUUUCGGUUGGCCAGAAAAAACUACAGAUCUUGAUGCUUUCUUCCCUGGUUCAGUUCUUGAGACUGGGCACGACAUCCUUUUCUUUUGGGUUGCCCGUAUGGUAUUUAUGUCGCAGGAGUUGACUGGAAAGUUGCCUUUCAAAGAGGUUUAUUUACAUGCUAUGAUUAGAGAUGCACAUGGUCGAAAAAUGAGCAAGUCAUUAGGCAAUGUAAUAGAUCCACUGGAUGUCAUUCACGGGAUCAGUUUGGAGGGGUUAAACAGACAGCUUGAAGUUGGUAAUUUGGACCCAAGAGAGCUGAAAAUUGCUAAGGAGGGCCAAGCGCGCGAUUAUCCUAAUGGAAUUCCUGAAUGCGGGACUGAUGCGUUACGCUUUGCGUUGCUGGCUUACACUAGUCAUGGUCGUGACAUUAACUUGGAUGUUCUUCGCAUUCAAGGAUACAGGUUCUUUUGCAACAAGAUAUGGCAAGCAACUAGGUUCACGUUGAUGCAGUUGGGAAGUACUUUUGUUCCUGAACCUUAUUUUAAGUUAUCUAAUGAAGAGUCAAUUCUGGACCAAUGGAUACUUUCUCGGCUUGCCGCUGCUGUAGAAGCUAGCAACUACGGCAUGGCUAACUACGCAUUUCAACUCGCGACAACCGCGAUUUUCAACUUCUGGCUUUAUGAUUUGUGUGACAUUUAUCUUGAAGGCUCCAAGCCAGUAUUUUCUCAAGGUGACUCAUCUCUGGUUGAAAACACUCGUAACAUACUUUACCUGUGCGUUGAUGUCGGUUUGCGUUUGCUCGCCCCUUUUAUGCCUUUUAUUACUGAAGAAUUGUGGCAAAGAUUGCCACGGAGAGCUUUUGAUAAUGCUCCAAGUAUCUGUGUUGCUAGUUACCCAGAGGCUGUUGAGUUCGCUGGAUAUAGAAACGAAGCUUUAGAAAGUCGGAUCGCAGAAGCAAUGGCGAUUGUUAAAACCGUUCGUUCGUUGCGUUCAGAUUAUGACCUUCCGCCUAAAGUCAAAAUAGAUUUGUUUGUGUCUUUUACCGAGAAGCAGGAUGCUGAUGCUAUUAAAGGUUUAACACCUUUGAUCGCAACCUUAGCUUCUUCGCAAAAGGUGACUAUUAUCGAUAGCUCGCAGUUAUCGGAAAUACCUCAUGGUUGCGCACGAGUGACAGUUUCUGCAAAGUGUGGGGUUUCCUUAGCGUUAGAGGGAAUUAUUGACUUAGAAAAGGAAAUUGCAAAAUUAGGAGAAAAACAGUCUAAACUUAAUGCUCAAUUAGCAAAACUUGGAGAAGUUAUGGCUAAACCAGAUUAUGAAUCUAAAGUUCCUUUAGGUGUUCGAACCAAUAAUUCUGAGAAGAGGGAUAUGCUUCUUGCGGAACUGGCCCACAUUGAGGAUGCACUUGAAGCCUUGAAGGCUUCAGCGUGA